Molecule: messenger RNA, 999 nt
Organism: Geosmithia morbida
Lineage: Eukaryota; Fungi; Ascomycota; Sordariomycetes; Hypocreales; Bionectriaceae
Exons: 2
Coding region: 1-999 (332 amino acids)
Source: RefSeq, a predicted model, not a curated record
AUGUCAUCAGAACCAUACACGACAAAGGGUCUUCCCACCCCGCCGACCGUCUCGGUCAAGACGGUACCCAUGGGCGGGCUGCUGGUAGACGUCUACGGCCUAGAGGAACUGCCGGCCGGCCCGUCGCCGGUGACGUGCCUAUGGCUUCUGCACCCUCGGAUGCGGACACGGGCACGCAUGCAGGACAUUGCCAGCCGCGUCAUCGAUGCGUACAACAAUAGGAUGGCAGAGUCAUCGGCUUCGCCUCCCCGCGGACUAGUCGCCCUGGCUUUCGACAUGCCGAACCACGGUACCCGUCUGGUGAGCGAGCAGGCCAACAAGGCGUGGAACCAGGGCAACGAACUCCACGCCAUAGACAUGGUUGCCGGCAUCAAGGGCGCCAGGAAUGAUAUGAGCGGUCUCAUGGACGUAGUGGGCGGGUAUCUCGACCGCAAGGUGGACGAACACGUCUGUCUCGGGUGGAGUCUAGGUGGACAUGCGGUUUGGCAGGCUUGGUUGGCCGAGAGGAGGCUCCAUGCUGCUGUUGCGAUCGUGGGAUGUCCCGAUUUCAUCGGCCUCAUGCGUGAUCGUGCCAAGACUUCGGAUCUGGAUAUCCCAGAGGGACAGACCUUCCUGGGGAGUAAAUACUUCCCCGACGACCUGGCAGCCACGUGCGCGCGAUACGACCCACGAGGAGUCAUUUUCGGCGCUCAAGAGUCGCACCUCCCCGAGGCGCCGCUGUCGGACGCAGAACGUGAGCGCGUGCGCUCCAUCCUCGCCGAGAGGGGCUGCACGUCCAACAGGAGGCUCCUAUUGUGCUCCGGUGCGGACGACAAGCUGGUUCCCUACACCAAUUCCGCGCCGUUCGUCAAACUCCUCCAGGAUGUCGGCGGGGUGCCCGUCCAGGACAAGGUGUACGAGGGUGUGGGGCACGCGUUCAGCGCGGACAUGGUGCAGGAUGCAGUCGAGUUCCUUGUCGACGCUGUGUCCCGGGGCAACACGGAAAAGUCCAAGAUCUGA